AUGGAAAAGGUCAGAACUUAUUUGGUACAUGAUUUGUGCAAAACAGAAGCCGAAUAUCUGUCACACCUGAGGGGAUUAGAAGAGUGUUGCAAACUUAAUGUGGUUAAAGACUCUAGACUGUUCGACCAGGGAGUAAGAGACCAACAAAUGGAGCAGCAACUGGAAAAGGGAAAGAAAUUACACGAAGUAACCUUGCAAUUGUUGAGAAAACAUGAAGAUCUUCAGCUCUGUUUGGACCAAACCCGAUCCCAGAUCGACUUACAAUUAUCAAGUUUUCUUGAUUGGCUGAACGAAAUGCUGAAAGUUUACAGCUCUUAUAUACAAUGGUUCCACCAGGACACCCACCAGCUUGCUUCUGAAGCACAUUUGAAAAGGCGACCAUUAGUUAGGAUAAGAUAUUUGCAGAAGUUCAUUUCGAAGCUCUCAGAAUGUUCAACUUGGAGAUUGGGAUACUUGAAACAGGCACUUGAUGGACUACUCCAGGCUGCAAGACAGAAAGAUGAAUCGGAAAGACAUAACUCCAAGUUUCACUCGAUUGACUUCAGUAAUGUUAAAUGUCUGGAGUCCAUGGCUGUCGUCGGUGCUACCUUUGAUUCUCAUAACAUCAGACACAGAGAUACCGCUCAAUUGAGACUAUCCCAUCCAGAGCAUGGGACGUUUGAUUACCAAAUAGAAAUCAUCGGAGUAAAGUACCCCAGUUCUGAUUCAUUGGAACAAAUUGCUCUAUGUAAUUUGGAAGAGGCUAACUCUUCAUUACUCUUCCCACCAUUCACUAAACACAGCUUAAAGCUGGGAAAAAUCUCAGAAAAUUUUAUUGUUUUGGAUCAUGCUACUAACCCGCAUAUUAACUUAACCGUUUCUUUCAAAAACUCUUAUAUGACUGACAAAUGGGCCAAGAUAUCCCAUGAUUUUUUUACUGCGCCAACUGUUGCAAGUGCUAGCAACUUCAAAGGACUUUCUAUUUUCAUUCCUGCAAGUGAGUCUUCAUUCAACAACAAGGCCUUACCACCAAUAAAGUCAGAGUUACACCAAUCCCGAAAUCUUUCUCCUACAAGUGCCAGUUCUGAGGUUAAGAUACCACAUCCAUAUUCAAGAAACCUGAAUUUGAAGGGUCUUGUAACAACUGAAGAUACAUCGGAAGUUUCGGAGGUCAAAGAGCCAAUGCCAGAUGAAACUUUUGUUUUCGAAAGAACCACCCUUGAAAAGAAGGCUUCUGAAACCAAACCGAUUAUAUACGUUAGUUCGGCUGAUACCAAGCCAUCUGAAACAAAAGACGAGCUGAGAGAGAUUGAAGUUCCAACUACUCCAGAGACCAGUCCGGAUGAUGUUUCUGAUAAAACAGAAUGCACAACACCCAAAGUUGAUCUUUCAGCUUUUGCUCAGUACAAACCAUUCAUUGAGGCGGUGUCCAAGAACGAUUCAAUUAAAAAGUCCAGAAGAAAAUCUCUUUUCAGUGCAUUUACGUUAUCAAAGAAGUCACAGAAAGAGAAACCCAAUCAACUAAAAUCGUUGUACAUUGACACCACAGAUUCUUUGAACAAACCAAUUGUAUCAGACCUCCCUCACACGGAAUCAGAAUCCAUCUAUGAGCAACAAAACCAAUCCAAUACAACACUGGGUACAACCACGACAUUUACCACUUUAAAGGCCACGGAGACUUGCAACGGCGUCAGCGCCAAUGAUACUGAAACAAUUGUCUCCAAACCUCAGAUGCAGUUGCAAGGCCCAUUUGCCCAAUCCACAGAUGAGUUACCAUAUACAGAUGAGAGAUUAACCCAAGAGGAGGAACAUUUCCUUACACACUCUAUACCAAUAAUUACCACCCAAGCCCGUAUUUGCGUAUGGAGGAAUAAUUUAUGGGAGAAUGUUGAUCCAGAGGGAAAUACUCUGACUAUAAAGGUUAAUGUAUUAUCCAAGCAAUCUUAUUUCUUAGCAUAUGAGAAGGGAGAAGAAAUGCCCUCAAUGAUGAUCUCACUUUCUUCCGAUAAGGUGAAAGCUUCCAGUUUCUCGGGACUGGAUAUUUCUCUGCAAUCGGAGUAUAAUAAAUAUCUGAUACGUUGUCAGUCCUCCAAAGCGCUCAACUCUUUGUUGAGUUCAAUAACUCGACCCCUAUUAGAGGACCCUCAACAUCAGCUUCAGCCAGCUUUGAAGAGCAAAUUAUCAUUUAUGUCGCAUGAUUCAUCAGCCUCAUCAGCAUACUUUUCCGAAGCUGGAACAGCCGCCACUUCUAUGACAUCCAUCAGCGCCAUAAACGAAGACAUUUUGUCUCUAGGAAAACCCAAUUUGAAUAUUGUCAUACCCAAAUCCCGUAACUCUUCAGCAGUUUCAUUGGUUUCUCCGCAAGACAGUUUCUUCAACAGCAACUCCAGUUCUUAUGACUCUCUGAAAUCAAAGCCAUCAUUUGAGUUACUGUUACUGAAGAAUUUCCAGGUAGCAGUGAACAACAUCAAGGGACGUUUGUUUCUUUACUCGUUGGUAAAAUCCCCAGAUUUCUUCAAGUUGGUAGUAGAUGGAACAAACGUUCAGACAAUUUUUCCAGGUUCCUGUGUCGAGUUGUUGACUCCUACAACAGUCAAACUGGGUUUGGAGGAACCAUUAACGUUACAGUUCAAGAACAAAAGCACAACUAGACAUUUCUACGAUAUUGUAAGUACAUAA
This is a messenger RNA of Komagataella phaffii GS115, 2658 nucleotides long. RefSeq lists its product as hypothetical. The coding region runs from base 1 to 2658 and encodes 885 amino acids. The transcript has a single exon. Lineage: Eukaryota; Fungi; Ascomycota; Pichiomycetes; Pichiales; Pichiaceae. The record is from RefSeq and is a predicted model, not a curated record.